Messenger RNA from Paramuricea clavata, 1068 nucleotides. The record is from the annotation of a GenBank genome assembly. Lineage: Eukaryota; Metazoa; Cnidaria; Anthozoa; Malacalcyonacea; Plexauridae.
AUGACCAUUUUGAAGGAGCUAUGGACGGAAGAGUUCGAUGAGGCGGAAGUGAAGACGAGGUACCAGUACCUGAUUGAUUUACGGGAGAAACUGGAGCAGACCCUCAAGCUUGCACGUGAGGAAUUGAAACGAUCACAAGCGAGAUAUCAGCGAUAUUACAACCGGAAUGCGAAAGACCGGAAGUUCGUGGUCGGAGAUAAGGUCCUCAUCUUGUUGCCAACUGAUAAGAACAAGCUUCUCAUGCAGUGGAAGGGCCCAUUCGAAGUCGAAAAGAUUGUCGGAACCAACGAUUAUGGAAUUCAGGUCGGCGGAAAGGUGAAGACGUUCCACGCGAAUAUGCUCAAGAAAUAUAUUGAAAGAAAGAAUGCUGAUGUUAAUAACCGAAAGCAGGAAUUGGAUGGAGGUGAUGACGGCGACAACAAAGGGGACAGUGUCGGCGGCCCAGUUCUUCACCUAACUGCAGCUUCCAUAAUUGAGACGAGUGUCGGUGCGUCCAAUGGAGCAGUUGAUGAUGAAGAACUGCUGGAACUUGGUCCCACAGUACCGAAGGAAACAGCUGCAGACGUGGUCUUAGGUGAGCAGCUGACUGAGGAACAGAGAGUCCAAUUAGAAGAACUGAUCGAUCGAUAUGAACACAUCUUCACCGACGUGCCGGGCGAUAGUAACCUUACAGAACACCAAAUAGAGGUGACGUCCGAGGAACCUAUUCGAUCCAAACCGUAUGCAAUACCCUACAACGUGAGAGAGUCCCUAAAGGAGGAUAUCCAAGCAAUGCUGCAGAUGGGCGUGAUUAGAGAAUCGAAGUCUCCCUAUGCGUCACCGGUCGUGGUGGUACGUAAGAAGGAUGGUACGAACAGAGUGUGUGUUGACUAUUGGAAGCUUAAUCGGCUCACGGUUUUCGACCCUGCACCAGGUAAUACUGCCGAGGAGAUAUUUCAAAAGAUGGCCAAGAAAAAAUAUUUCACGAGAAUUGAUUUGAGCAAAGGGUACUGGCAAAUUCCCGUCGCGGCGAAAGAUGUUCCCAAGACGGCGUUUGUUACACCGGACGGGACCUACGAAUUUAUCUGA